AUGGCUGGCACGCGCGCUGCGCUGGCGUUGCUCGCGGUCCUAGCCGUAGUCAGCCUGUCGUGCGUUGCAGCGGAUGAUGAUGGCAAGGUGCUGACGCUCGACUUCACGAAUUUCGAGUCGGAGGUUAAGAGUCACGACUUUAUCGCCGUUAUGUUCUACGCUCCCUGGUACGCGCGGUCCCUCUCUCCCGAUGCUCGAUCGCGCUCGCGUUCCUUGUCCACGCGGUGGCACAUCUUUCCGGCAUUGCAUUUCUAUGUCAAGGCGGCAGAGAUGUUGGCAGAGGAGGGGUCGGAGAUAGUGCUGGCGCGCAUCAACGGCGAUGAGAAGAAGCACAAGGGCCUCGCCAGGAAGUACGGCGUGGGGGGCUUCCCCACCAUCAAGAUCUUCCGCACGGACUAUGCAUCGCCGCUGACGUACAAGGGUCCGAGGGAAGCAGCAGGGCUGGUGGCGUAUCUGAAGAAGCAGGCGGGGCCCGCCAGCACCAAGGUGCGGUCGGGGUCGGACCUCAAGCGCGCCAUGGAGGACGACAGCGUCGUUGUGGUGGGGCUGUUUGCAACGCUCUCAUCGCCCGAGUUUGAGUCGUUCCUGUCAGUGGCAAGGGAGCUGCGAACGGACUUUGUCUUCAAGCACACCACCGACGCCUCGCUGCUGCCCGCCAAGGGGCCCCAGCUCGAGGCACCCGCCGUGCGCCUGCUGAAGCAGUUCGAUGAGGGGUACUCCGACACAGAGCUCGCUGCUGCAGUGGAUAGGGCAUGCGCAGCACAGCUGUCCUCCAUGCCACUGGCCAGGGCUCGUGAGUCACUGGAUCCCCACGUGGCCCUCCACCCCUCCCUCCCCCUCCCUUUCAGCUGCGCGCCUGCCCAAGGUGUUGGAGCAGGAAGGGUAACCGACACGCACGUGACGUGGGAGUUCUCACCGGCAGCGCUGAGGGCGUUCAUAGAGCGGCAGGCGGUGCCGCGCGUGGUGGAGUUCAGCCAGGACCCCAAGGACCGCCCCUACCUCGCCCGCGUCUUCCAGGCGCCCACCAACAAGUCGCUGCUAUUCCUGACAUACAGCCUGCCGGAUGCACCAGAGUUCCGCAGCCGGUACGUGGAGGCGGCACAGGAGCAGCCCGACUCCAUCCGCCUCGUUAUCGGGGAGGCUGCUGCCAACGAGCAUGCUCUCAAGUACUUUGGGCUGGCAGUGAGUGACACGCCAGCCAUGGUGAUUCACGACCCGCGCUACGAUGCCAAGUUCAUCCGCACGCACAUCGCUCCUUCUGACAUCGCCCCCUUCCUUGCCGACUUCCAGGCGGGGAGGGCGGAGAGGGUGCUGAAGAGUGAGGCGGUGCCGCAGGGGGACGCGGGGGCGGUGAAGAAGGUCGUGGCCAACAGCUUCAAGGAGAUCGUGCUCAACUCCCGCAAGAAUGGUGCCGCCUUCCUCACGCCUCCGUGCCCAUGCGCUCGUGCUCUCGCUGCCAUGCUGCUGCACGUGUGCUGUUUGUUCUGGGUUCUUUGCCUUGCUGCCACUGUUCCAUUCACAUCUAGAGCCUUGCUGGUGGAGUUCCACGCCCCCUGGUGCACAGCCUGUGCUGACCUGGACCCCGUGCUCAAGGACGUGGCAGAGAGCCUCUCCGGUCAGAGGGACGUUGUUGUCGCCAAGAUGGAUUUCUCCGCCAAUGACAUUCCAUCGGAUAAGUUCGAUGUGAAGGCGCUGCCAACCAUCUACCUCUACACAUCCGCUGGUGUUGCCGUGCCCUAUGCUGGCGACAACUCCAAGGCCAGCCUCCUCGCCUUCGUCCGGAAGCACAAGGGAGCCAAGAAAGCCGCUUCUGCUCCUCCGACCGCGGAGGAACUGGCCGAGGCGGAGGAGAUUGCCAAUGCUGAGGAUGAGGAGGAGGAUGAUGAUGAGAGGAAGGAUGAGCUGUA
This is a messenger RNA of Closterium sp. NIES-65, 1907 nucleotides long. NCBI's taxonomy places the organism in Eukaryota, Viridiplantae, Streptophyta, Zygnematophyceae, Desmidiales, Closteriaceae. The record is from the annotation of a GenBank genome assembly.